AUGGAGUAUAGUUCUAGAAAGUCUGUCGUCGCAGCAAUCAAAAGUUACACUAUCUCUAGAGGAGUCGACUACAAUGUUUAUGAGCCUGAACCAUUGACGUUCUAUGUAAAAUGUAAGACGUAUGGGAAUGGGUGCAACUGGCUUAUCCGAACCAGCUUGAUACGGAAAAAAGGUUGUUGGGAGAUAUGGAGAUACAACGGUAGGCACACAUGCACCAUAGGAACAAUUUCACAGGAUCAUUCCAAGUUAGAUUCGGAGACAGUUGCUGAGGCUAUAAGGCCAUUGGUUGAGAGUGACUCGUCCAUCAAGGUCAAAUUUAAAAUUGCGGAAGUCCAGUCAAGGUUCAACUACACCAUCAGUUACCAAAAGGCUUGGUUGACAAAGCAGAAGUCUAUAGCCAAAGUUUUCGGUGGUUGGAAGGAUUCUUACCAAGCUUUGCCAUGGUGGCACUCGAUCGUGACUCAGAAGAUGCCUGAUCAAUUAAAAUACAAAGGUACACCUCUAGUUGCUGUUGCACAAGAUGGGAACCAGAACAUUGUGCCUAUCGCCUUUGUCCUGCUAGAGGGCGAAACAACUGAUGCGUGGCACUUCUUUCUAAGGAAUCUACGAAGGCAUGUUGUUAAAAAAGACGGUGUGGGUAUGAUCUCAGACCGGCAUGAGUCAAUCCGAGCAGUAGUAAAUCGUUUCGGUAGUAAUUGGCAACCUCCGAGAGCAUGUUGGAUGUUUUGUAUAAGGCACAUCGAUAGCAACUUCUUAAGGACAUUCAAAAUACCGCACUUGCAAAAACUUGUUGUCAACAUAGGGUAUUCAAGGACAGUGGAGGAGUACAACAUCAACUAUAAGAGGUUGGAAGAGCGAGGCGAGGCAUAUGCCCGGUGGUGCGAUGCCAUUGGACUUAGACACUGGGUAUUGGCAUUUGAUGAGGGUCAUCGAUGGGGCCAUAUGACGACGAACCUUGUGGAGUGCAUUAAUUCAGUUUUGAAGGGUGCCUGA
Arachis ipaensis is the source of this 993-nucleotide messenger RNA. RefSeq lists its product as uncharacterized. The record is from RefSeq and is a predicted model, not a curated record. Lineage: Eukaryota; Viridiplantae; Streptophyta; Magnoliopsida; Fabales; Fabaceae.